UGGGUCUGCAUGACUCAGUAGAGGAUGAAGCCCAACCUGACAGGCUCUUCCCCAGAGGCUUGCAAAGCUUCCAGCCAGGGCGAGAAGAACUGUCCCGUCUGCCAGGCCUGGGGAGGGGUCUCAGGCCAGGCAUCUGAGUCAGGACCUGGACCGGGGCCUGGGCCACGCUCUGGUGCUGUGUUAGGACCUGGACCUGGGCCUGGUACUCUUCUGGGUCCUGGUGCUGUCCUGGGGCCUGGGCUGGGACCUGGUGCUGUAUCAGGACCUUGGCUGGGGCCUGGUACUGUUCUGGGACCUGGUGCUGUCCUGGCAUCUGGGCUAGGACCUGGGCUGAGGCCUGCUGCUAUCCCGGGGCCUGGGCUGGGACCUGGUGCUCUAUCAGGACCUGGGCUGGGGCCUGUUACUAUUCAGGGACCUGGUGCUGUCCCGGGGCCUGGGCUGGGACCUGGUGCUCUGUCAGAAUCUGGGCCAGAGCCUGGUGUGGUUCUAGAACCAGGACCUGGGCAAGGGUCUGGUACUGUUUUGGGGCCUAAGCUGGGGCUUAGUGCUGUUCUGGGGCCUGGACCAAGGCCUGGUGCUAUGUCUGGACCUGGACCAGGAGCUGGGUCAGUACCUGGGCCAGGAGCUGUACCAUUACCUGGGCCAGGAGUAGGGUCAGGGCCAGGGCCCAGGCGGGGGUCUGGGACUGGGCCCAAACCCAGUGAGCCAACAACAGCCCCAACACGAGCACCACAGCAGAAGACUCAGGCCACACCCGUGCAGGCCCCUCGGCAGAAGGUUCUGGUGACUGGAGGAGGAGGGUACCUGGGCUUUAGCUUGGGUUCCAGCCUGGCCAAGAGUGGCUCUUCUGUCAUCCUGCUCGACCUCCGCAGACCCCAGUGGGAGCUGUUCCCAGGGACUGAGUUCAUCCAGGCUGAUGUCCGAGAUGAAGAAGCCCUGUACCGCGCCUUCGAAGGGGUGGACUGCGUCUUCCAUGUGGCAUCCUAUGGGAUGUCCAGUGCUGAGAAGCUGCAAAAAGAACAGAUUGAGUCUAUAAAUGUUGGAGGCACCAGACUAGUGAUUGAUGUUUGUGUCCGCCGGCGGGUUCCAAGGCUCAUCUACACCAGCACCAUCAAUGUCGUAUUUGGCGGGAAGCCCAUAGAACAGGGAGAUGAGGACUCUGUGCCAUAUUUCCCGUUGGAGAAGCACAUGGACCACUACUCCCGAACCAAAGCCAUUGCGGACCAGUUGACCCUCAUUGCCAAUGGAACACCUCUUCCAGGAGGAGGCACUCUGCGGACCUGUGUGCUCCGGCCUCCAGGGAUCUAUGGCCCUGAAGAGCAGAGGCACCUGCCCCGCGUGGCGAGCCACAUCAAGAAGAGGCUGUUCAUGUUCCGAUUUGGAGACCACAGGACACGGAUGAACUGGGUCCAUGUGCGCAAUCUGGUUCAGGCACAUGUGCUGGCGGCCGAGGCCCUCACAGUGGCCAAGGCCUAUGUGGCUAGUGGACAGGCAUACUACAUCAAUGACGGGGAAAGCGUCAACCUCUUCGAGUGGAUGGCCCCACUGUUUGAGAAGCUAGGGCACAGCCAGCCCUGGAUCCAGGUGCCCACAUCCUUGGUCUACCUGACAGCCACCAUGAUGGAGUAUCUGCACCUGGCCCUGAGGCCCAUCUGCAGUGUCCCACCGCUGCUCACCCGGAGUGAGGUGCGCAGCGUGGCUGUGACGCACACCUUCCAGAUCGCCAAGGCCCGCGCCCAGCUCGGCUACGCGCCGGAGAAGUUCAGCUUCGCCGAUGCCGUGGAGCUGUACGUGCAGUCCAUGACCGGGCGGCCCCGCGGCCCCACGGCGCGGACGCUCCUGCGGCUGCUGCUCGGGCUGCUGCUGCUCGGCCUGCUCGUCCUGGCCCUGCUCUUCCCAGGCCUGCUGCCGGCCGUAAUCUGAGCUUCGCCACCUGCCUGGUCCCUGCCCCUGCUUCACCUUCCGUGCUUGGGCCGGCCCGCCCCACCCUAUGGGUUGCGCCCUUGCUCCGUCCCCUCUCCGUCCUUCGGGUCUUUGUCCCGCUUCCCCUGGCCUGGCCCGGUUACGGACGAAGUCGUAGCCUUAGAGACGGCUUCGCCUUGCGGGCCCUCUCCCCGCUCAUGCCCAGGCCUGUCCCGAUCCCGGUUUUUCCCAGACCCACCUGGCCCCACCAGUACGUCUAAGCCCACCCCUUGGCUUCUACUUCCGAAACUGGUCCCUCCCCUCUCCUACUUGUGAUUCGGUCCCAGCCCCGCCCCCUGUGGCUCCACCCACCUCUCGCACGCCGCCUAGGUGAGCUCUCUGGGCGGCCUGCAGCAAUCCAGGGGCUAGUGCAGGCGAGGGCGGGGUUUGCAGUGUUCAAUGCUGCUGCCUGUCUAGGGCCUCCGGACCCUUCUCACUGCCCAAGCUUCUCUGGGCUUAUCCUGAGAUCUUCUUGGCUUCUUGGAUUAGACCCAUUCCAGGAGAACUGCGUUUGAUACGCUGCUACCCUAAAGUUUUGGGUUCCUUCACUCGUGCAGGUCUGUCUUUGUGUUGAUAUCUAGGAUAGGAAGGACGCUGGAACCCCAGGCUUCUGCCUAGACCAACCUGGCCUUUUUGGGUUUCCAGUUUAUGAGUCUGGGGAUGAGUCAGCUUAUUGUAAUCACAGGUUCCUGUACCAGCAAAAACAUAAAAAAGAAAAAAGACUUUAAGGUGGUCAAAAGGUACAAAUUCCCAGCUAUAAAUAUGUAAUGGAAAUGUACAGCAUGGUUACGAUGGUUGAUAAUUUGUAUAUGUAUUGCUAAGGGAGUAGAUCUUAAAAGUUUUCAUCACAAGAAAAAAACGUGCUGUGGUGAUGAGUAACUAGACAUUGUGAUAAUCAUUUCACAAUACAGUAUUACAUAUAUUGAAUCAUUAUGUUGUACAUCAGAAACCAAUAUAAUAUUAACAUGUCAAUUAUAUCUAAAAAAACACUUUUUAAAGAAUGGACUUCUUUAAAAAGUAUCAGUACAGUUAUA
Molecule: messenger RNA, 2996 nt
Organism: Manis pentadactyla (Chinese pangolin)
Lineage: Eukaryota; Metazoa; Chordata; Mammalia; Pholidota; Manidae
Gene: SDR42E2
Product: short chain dehydrogenase/reductase family 42E, member 2
Exons: 11
Coding region: 25-1923 (632 amino acids)
Biological process (GO): steroid biosynthetic process
Molecular function (GO): 3-beta-hydroxy-Delta5-steroid dehydrogenase (NAD+) activity
Source: RefSeq, a predicted model, not a curated record